AUGCCUCGCCCCUAUUGGGUUGGAUGCGUGUUCAUGUGUUGCGUUGUUGCCGUGUUGCCGUGCCGUGUUCCCUUGAGCAGUGCAGCAGGAGGAGUGGGAGUGGGCAGCACAGAGUCGCUUUCAGCUUAUGAGAAUCAGUUUACCACUGACAGGACUCUUGCUGCUGCCGGGCUGAUUCGUUUGGAGCGCAUGCUUAAGACGAGGAUAGCUACAGUGGAGGCGAUGCUGAAGAGCUUACAGCAUGAGAGGGAGGGAAUGGGAGAAGGGAGGGAGGUAUCUGAGGAAAGGGAGGAGGGAGAAGGAGAGAGGGAGGGGAGAGGUGGGAAGGAGGAUGAGGAGGAUGAUUUGCCAUCGUGGGUGGAUACUGCUGGCGCUGCCGCUGCUGCCGGUGCUGCUAGUGGAAGCAGGGCCAGCAGCGUGGGGGGAAGUGAAGCAGGGAGAGAGUUGGUGGUGGAAGGGGACGAGUGGGAUGAAUCAAGAGCAAAGGUUGAGGGAGGCAAGGCGGCUGAGAGUGGACAGGUGCCCACCACUACCCAACUCAACCCCUCCCACAACAUCCCCUCCUUCCCUCCUCGCUCACCCACCACUACCCUCCCUCCCCAGCUCUCCCUCCUCCUCUCCCACCUCACUCCCUUACACCUCCCCCCAGUCUGUCGCACCGACCCGACAACUCACUCCCUCUCCCCCAUCUCGGCCUCUCUCUUCCCCCCUCCCCCCCGCCUCAUCCCCUGGAACCCCCACCCCCACCGCUACCUGCUGGCCACGUGCACGCACGGCCGCACCUCCAACCACCUGCUCUGUAUUCGUAGGUACCUCGCCUUUGCAGCUCUGCUAAACCGCUCUCUCCUGCUGCCAGUAGUGCACCCCGCCUCUGGUGGUGGUGCUUCUCGGGAUGAAGGGGCAUGCACCUCUCCACACUCACUCCCCGACGCAUCAGUCAGCGGCUUACCCCUCUCAAGAGUGCAGAGCUACACGCGCAGGCAGCUUGUGGGCAGAGAGAGAAGGUCUGGGUCGACUCAGAUCAGUGGUAACCCUGCUGCCAAUAUACCUGAUAGGAGGGCACUUGGAGCAUCAGGUGUGGCAUCAGGUGUAGCAAAACCGUCAGGUGUACUAUCAGGUGUUUUAUCAGGUGCGCCGCCAGAGUGGAUGGACCUGGGAGUGGCUUUAGACGUGGCAGGCCUGCAGCAGUGUGUGGGGCAGGGGAGGGUGGUCACUGUGGACGAAUACCUCAGAGGCGAGGGGGUUGGGAGCGGUGGAGAGGGGUGGAUGGGGAGGUUGGGGGGACUGUGGAAUCAAAAAGGGGGGAGGAGGAGGGAGGUUGAGGUGAAGAUGUGGUGGUGGUGGCAUGGCGGCGAAUCCGUGCGCGCCACGUGUCAGCGGUUCAUUCGCGAGGCACCGUGGGCAAAGCUGCUACCCCAUAAUGAUGAUGAUGGUGUUGAUGUGGGUGCCGAUGGUGCUACAGCCAGUGACAGCAACAGUGCUACUGGUGGUGCCAGUGGUAGUGGUGGUAACAUGAACAAUGGUGACACUAACGGUGCUGCUGCUGCUGCUGCUAGUGAAGCCAAUAGAAACAACCCAGCACAUCUCGCCCGAAUCUAUGUCGCAGCCCCCAUACCUGCCGCCUCUGUGUCCCUCCACCAGUUCCUCUUCUUCUUUGGCCAGCGCACAGAGCAAGUCAUUGGGCUGGGAGACGUCUUUGAGGUCACAGGGAAGGUGGAUGUGGGGCAGGUGGAUGUGGGGCAGGUGCAUGUGGGGCAGGUGCAUGUGGGGCAGGUGGAUGUGGGGCAGGUGGAUGUGGGGCAGGUGGAUGUGGGGGACACUCCAGGCUCUCCAGGCACUCGAGACACUCAGGCACAGUUGCUAGCGGAUAAGCUGCUGGAAGGACACGCCAGUUCAGACGGCCUGCCUGGUCUCUACGACGGUGUCAACGGUGCCGUCCCCAUCCUGCCGCCCUGCCGCCUCGCCAUGCGUCCGCACCCCGCCGCCCUCUCCGCCGCCCACGCGUUCGCGCGGCGUGUGCUCGGCACACGCUUCGCCGCCCUGCACCUGCGGCGGACGGAUUUCGCGACGCACUGCUUGAGGCCGGGCUUCCGGUGCUGGUUACCGCUGUCUCAGAUCGCCCGAUGCGUGGCUGAUCGGAUCAACGCCCUCGAUGCUGCUGCUGCUGCUGCUGCUAGAGAGGAAGAGGGUGUAGGGCCAGGUGGGACGGAGCAGCAGCAGCACACACGUGUGGGGACAUUGUUCGUCGCCACAGACACAACCGACCAGGUGAGUGAGAGUGUCGCACUGCUUGAGGCCGGCGUUCCGUGCUGGUUACCGCUGUCUCAGGUCGCCCGAUGCGUGGCUGAUCGGAUCAACGCCCUCGAUGCUGCUGCUGCUGCUGCUGCUAGAGAGGAAGAGGGUGUAGGGCCAGGUGGGACGGAGCAGCAGCAGCACACACGUGUGGGGACAUUGUUCGUCGCCACAGACACAACCGACCAGGUGAGUGAGAGUGUCGCACUGCUUGAGGCCGGCGUUCCGUGCUGGUUACCGCUGUCUCAGGUCGCCCGAUGCGUGGCUGAUAGGAUCAACGCCCUCAAUGCUGCUGCUGGUGCUGGAGGGAAGGAGGGGGAACUCCGCUGGUUCUCCCAGAUGCUUAAGUCCUUAGUGUGGGGAGAGCUAUCCAUUAUCCAGUACCCUCGCUCCAAGUCAGCGGCGCCAGGAGCAGCAGAGCUGCAGGCAGCGGGGAUCAUCAGCCACAGCAGCACGAGGAGCACUGUGGAGAAGAUGGUGUGUGUGCAUGCGCUCGUGUUCUGGGGCACCCCGCGGUCGACAUUCAGCAAGGAUGUGAUGCGCAUGAGGGGGGCGCUGGGGGUGGCGCACUGUGGGGAUGACUGGGUGUGUGGGGGGGAAGAGACGGAGGAUGCGGGGGUGAGGGAAAUCAGCAAGAGGAUGAAUGGAUGA
Closterium sp. Naga37s-1 is the source of this 2943-nucleotide messenger RNA. NCBI's taxonomy places the organism in Eukaryota, Viridiplantae, Streptophyta, Zygnematophyceae, Desmidiales, Closteriaceae. The record is from the annotation of a GenBank genome assembly.